AUGGUAGUGGAAUAUGUGUCCAAAUGGGUUGAGGCAAUACCUUUGCCUGAGAAUGAUGGCAAAAGUGUUGUUGGUUUUGAAGAAAAAUGUCUUCUCAAGGGGGCAACACCUUAUCACCUGCAGACGAGUGACCAAGUGGAGGUAUCAAAUAGGAAAAUAAGCAUAUCCUGGCAAAAAGCAGUAAAUGCCAACAGGACAAAUUGGGAAAGAAAGUUAGAUGAUACUCAAUGGGCAUAUCAGACAACUUUCAAGAUGUCUAUUGGUAUGUCUACAUAUCAAUUAGUGUUUGGAAAGACAUGUUAUUUGCCAACUGAUCUUGAGCAUAAGGCACUCUUGGCUUUGAUGAAGUUGAACCUUAGCUGGACUGAAACUGCAAACUUGAGACUGGAUAAGGUCAAUAAGAUGGAUGAGUUCCUCUUGAGAGCAUAUGAGAGGUCUCCACUGUACAAAGAGAGGAUCAAGUUGUAUCAUGAUAAUCAUAUUAUGAAAAGAACCUUUAUUCUUGAUGAUUAG
Solanum pennellii is the source of this 513-nucleotide messenger RNA. RefSeq lists its product as uncharacterized. Gene Ontology annotation, molecular function: nucleic acid binding. Bases 1 to 513 code for a protein of 170 amino acids. NCBI's taxonomy places the organism in Eukaryota, Viridiplantae, Streptophyta, Magnoliopsida, Solanales, Solanaceae. The record is from RefSeq and is a predicted model, not a curated record. The transcript is spliced from 2 exons.